UCUUUAAGUGAGUAAAGUAUGGAAGAUAAAACCCACUUCCAUAAGACGGCUUGAUUAGGAAAAUUGAAUUGAUUUUCGUGACAAGCAAGCUUCUGAGCUUUCUUAACCGAUGGGCAAUCGAUUGCUUUACUUGCAACCCUAAAGCUGACUGACCAACCCAACUUUAUCAUCAUCGUCAUCAUCAUCUCCUUCUUCUUCUUCUUCACUCUCUUCCUUUCUAUCUAUCUAUCUAUCUAUCUAUCCAUCUAUCUAUCUGGGUUAAUCAUGGGCCACGAUCUGGGUCUUGGCCAAAAUCUCCCAGCGCCGCGUCCACCGACGUCUCUAGCACCUGGGUUUCGUUUCCAUCCUACAGAUGAAGAACUUGUUCAGUAUUACCUUAAGCGUAAGGCAUGCGCUAAACCAUUCAGGUUCGAGGCCGUGACAGAAAUCGAUGUUUACAAAUCUGAGCCAUGGGAGCUUCAAGUUCAUUCAAGGGUAAAGAAUCGAGACCUAGAGUGGUAUUUCUUCAGUCCUGUAGACAGGAAAUAUGGAAACGGAUCUCGGUUGAAUCGCGCAACUGGUAAAGGGUAUUGGAAAGCAACGGGAAAAGAUAGAUGUGUUCGUCAUAAAGGUGAAACGAUUGGGAUGAAGAAAACACUGGUUUUCCAUAGUGGAAGAGCACCCGAUGGAAAACGGACCAAUUGGGUUAUGCACGAGUACAGAUUAGCAGAUGAAGAUGUGGAGAAACCUGGGCUAGUACAGGAUGCAUUUGUAGUGUGUAGAAUCUUCCAGAAGAGUGGUUUAGGACCUCCUAAUGGGGAUCGUUAUGCUCCCUUCAUUGAAGAGGAAUGGGAUGAUGAAGGCUUGACCUUGUUUGUUCCCGGAGGAGAUGAAAUGGGUAAUGGAGAUCAUCCUGUUGAAGAAGAACAAGAUGAAAAUGAAGCGAAUGAUGAAACGAAUGAGUAUGAACAUUCAAUUGGGAAUGUGAAGGCUCGUCCUCUUCUAGCUGAGUUGUUACCAAAUGAGCGUACGAGAAAUAUACCCUUUGAUUGCAAGAGGGAAAGAAGAGAAGAACAACAUGAAGAAGAAGAAGAUGAUGAUCCAGAACCAAUUUCCUUGGGUGGGGGUGGAAGAAGGAGCAAAAGAGCGAAGAAUGACGAUCCAAACUUGAAUGGUUCAGAAGAAGAUUCGAAUAUCGUCCAUGAUCUUUGCAUAUCGACUAGGACUAAUAAUGCUAAAACGAUGCCUUCUUCUGGAUUUUUGGAGUUGCCAUUGUUAUUUGGAGGAGGAGGAGGAGGAUCCAAUAAUAAUAAUAUUGGGAGAAAAGAGAAUAAUAAUAAUGAAGAGGCAGUUGUGGUUCCUUUUCAUCAUGCAUCUAAUCUAGAGAAAUGUGUUCCACCAGGGUAUCUGAAAUUCAUCAGUAAUCUGGAGAAUGAGAUCCUGAAUGUUUCAAUGGAAAGGGAGACUUUGAAGAUCGAAGUGAUGAGGGCACAAGCUAUGAUCAACGUUCUUCAAUCGCGAAUUGACCAUCUCAGCAUGGAAAACCAAGACCUGAUCAGAAGGUUCGGUCGCUGAAAUUCCCCUUCAUCAAUCCAUCCUUGGAUCAAGAUCAAGGCAGAAGGUGUAAUCUUUUUUCUUUUUCUUGUCUUUCUGCAAACUGGCUACUUUGAUGUUGUAUGUGAAGGAUUCUUCUUGUUGAGUUUUGACUCCCUUUUGCAUUAAUUAGAAUAAUAACAAAAUGUUUACUUUA
Molecule: messenger RNA, 1729 nt
Organism: Impatiens glandulifera
Lineage: Eukaryota; Viridiplantae; Streptophyta; Magnoliopsida; Ericales; Balsaminaceae
Product: NAC domain containing protein 50-like
Exons: 4
Coding region: 265-1554 (429 amino acids)
Biological process (GO): regulation of DNA-templated transcription
Molecular function (GO): DNA binding
Source: RefSeq, a predicted model, not a curated record